UUCACAAAGCUGUAACACCAUAACUUACACCACACGUUCCAUUCACUCAUUUAUGGGGCAUGAUAAUGGACUGGAUUAUAAACCUUUCUCUUUACUUAACAGGUGUUCUGACUUUCAACAUUGACCCUGUUGCUUGGAAGCACAUUAGCACACCUGCUGAUGGGUUUGGCUACAAAGUGGUACAGUGGAACCCAAAUAGCUUGCUCAUUAGCGCACCUCUGGAGCAGUAUGAACAAAAUCGGAGGGGAAAAGUUUACAAAUGCCAAGUCGGAGGUUCAGAUUGUAAGGCACUAUCAAUAACCGUGCCUAGUCAAGGGAUCAAUAUGUCCCUUGGUUUGUCCAUGACAAAGGAUCCCAUGUCAUCAAAGGCCAUGGUAUGUGGACCAACAAUCCCAAGAGAGUGCAAAACCAUCACCACCUAUAAUGGGAUGUGCUUUCAAAUUGAGCAAAGUCUUUCUGUUGGGUCAGCUGUGCCUUCAUCUCUGGAAGAAUGUCCUGGACAAACAGAUAUAGCUUUUCUACUGGAUGGUUCUGGCAGUGUAAACCCUACCGAUUUUGUCCGGAUGAAAACCUUUGUAAAAGAUCUGAUCAGUCCAUUUCUAGAAAGGGAUACUAGGUUUGCACUUGCACAGUAUUCAGGAUAUUGUCAAAUACAUUUUAAAUUUACUGACAAUGUUGACAUAUCUCAAGUUGAUAAAAUUAGUCAACAAGGAGGAGGGACUUACACAGCAGCCGCCAUCACUAAAGUUGUCCAAGAGAUCUUUAAUAGUGAAGAACACAGGAAGAGGAUCUUGAUAGUCAUUACUGACGGACAAUCACAUGACAGUCCGAAGCUGAAGAAUGCAGCUUCUGAGGCUGAAAAGAAAAACAUUAUUCGGUUUGCCAUUGGGGUAGGUCGUGCCUUCAGGACGUCAUCAGCUAUGGAAGAGUUAAACACAAUUGCCUCCUCUCCAUCCAACAAACACGUGUUUCAAGUGGGAAGUUUUGAAGCACUUAAUCAAAUCAAGGAUACAUUACAGAGCAGUAUUUUUCCUAUUGAAGGAUCUCUGACCAAUGGAGAAUCUAUUAAGAUGGAAAUGGCCCAGGAGGGAUUCAGUGCAGCAUAUUUGCCUUUGGAAGGAUACCUGUUGGGAUCUGUUGGAGCCUUUCAGUGGAGGGGCGCUUACCUGGAAUACAAAAGAAGCACUAUAAAAGCCACUCCACAGCAAAGUCAGAAAAUGGAACCAGAUAGCUACAUGGGAUAUUCCAUGGCUGUAGCUAGAACCCGUUUUCGUCAGCUCACGAUAUUAGGAGCUCCAAGAUUUAACCACACUGGGCGAGUGGUGGUGUUCUACUCCAAUGAAAAGCCAAUAGAAGCCAAUGAAAAGCCAAUAGAAUUUUCAGGACAGAUUGGUGCUUAUUUUGGCGCAGAAAUCUGUGUGGUGGAUUUAGAAAAUGAUUUCUAUACGGAUCUUGUCCUCAUAUCUGCUCCAAUGUUCAAAGACAAAGACAGAGAGGGCCUGGUCUUUGUCUGUACCAUCAACACCUUGUUUGAGUUGGUCUGUACAUUUAAUGCUGAGAUGACACUGAAGGGAGCUGCAGGAAUUAUUGGCCGAUUUGGAACUUCUCUUGCCCCACUCCCUGAUCUGAAUGUGGAUGGUUUCAACGAUCUAGCUGUUGGAGCACCUCUGGAAAACAAUGGCCAAGGAAGCGUCUACAUAUUCCAUGGGUCAAGUAAUGGAAUACGCAAAAUCUAUUCUCAGAGAAUUUCAGGCUCAGAUGUACAGUCUGGUUUAAUGUUUUUUGGAUUGUCUAUCAGCCCGUCUUCUUUGGACAUGAGCUUAGACUCUCUCCCAGACUUGGCUGUGGGAUCUAAGGGUGCUGUCAUCAUACUCAGGUCAAGGCCUAUAGUAACAGUUACAACAGAAGUGUUCUUCAGCCCAUCCAAAAUCUCCACAAAGUCUUCAAGUUGCAAUACUCCUCAUAAAAACACUGCUAAAGUCUGUUUCACCAUGACCAAAAAAACUGCAGAAGCUACAAAAGGUCAAGCAAGGGUUAAUUAUACUUUGACCCUGGAUGUGACUCGCCAAGCUCCAAACUAUCGUGCUUAUUAUAACAGCCAAGAUAAGAUAAGGAAGAAAACUGAAACUGUCACCUUGACAAAUGAGAGGAUGUGCUUCGACCAGCCCUUCUUAAUUAUGGGUUGCCCAGAUGACGCCCUAAAUGAAUUGUCCAAUGAACUUGAUUUCACAUUUGAAGGGAUUCAAUUUUCUGGAGGGCUCAGUCCAAGUCUUUCCCCACAGUCUCGGACUACCUCAUAUCAUCCAUUAGGUUUUGAGAUCAACUGUGGAACUGAUAACAACUGUGUUGACAACCUGAAAGUGGAUUUUAAUUUCACUGGAUCCUUAGAGAUGAAAGUGGGCAUAGAUGAUGUACUAAAUGUGACAGUGUCAGUUGAGAGCCUGGAAGAAAACUCUUACAACAGUCGUGUCAUUGUCACUUACCCUGCAGGACUGUCAUUUAGGAAGUUCACCACAAUCCAAGGAAGAGUGGAGUGUAACUCCAUGGACAGUGAGCAUGGUGUGACACCAGGACAGAGUGACUGCGUCAUUAACAAGCCCAUCUUCAGAAGCAAUUCCAAGGCUGUCUUUGUCCUUUCCUAUGGAAUAGACAGCAACCGUCAGUUUGAACAAAUGGUGACUUUCACUGCAAAUGCUUCAAGUGGAAAUAAUGCACACUCUCUGAGCAGUGAACUUUUCAGAGAGAAGAAAAUUGGUGUGAAAUACAGCAUAUAUGUUUUGAUCACAAGACAUGAGGAUUCAACUCAGUACAUUAAAUUCACUGCCGGGAAAAAUGAUUUGCAGAAACAUGUGAAACAAUCAUUUGUGGUUGUGAAUUAUGUAAGAGAUUUUAAUCUUACUGUGAUAAUCAAGGUGCCAAUGAAACUUGGAGACAAAAGUAUUUGGGCUGAUCAAAACAGCAUACAGAUUCCAGGUUGUCAUAGAGACAAGAAUGAGGGACCAAUUUCCACAGACUUUGUUUACAAACUGAAGAAAGAUUCUAUUUUGGACUGCUCUGUUGCAACCUGUGGGGUGUUCAUGUGCAAUGUCUUCAUAAGAAAAGAUGCUCACAACUCUUUCAACAUUUCUGGCAAUCUCAGCUCUGGAUGGAUAGAACAGAUUGGUCUUGAGUCUGCCCAAUUCAGCUUGGUCAGCACAGCCACUCUUGCUUACGACAGGAACCAAUACAUCUAUUUUUCUUCAGACUCAAAAAACAACCCACAUUUCCAGACGAUUGAAACUCAGGUGGAGGUCUACACUGAGGUUAACUUCACAAAGGAGAUUAUUGGUGGUGCUGUGGGAGGUCUGUUCCUGUUAGCUUUGAUCACUGCUGGGCUGUAUAAGGCUGGAUUUUUCAAGAGUCAUUACAAGCAGAUGAUGAAUGAUGCAUCAGGUGAUAUGCCAGGGAAUGAUGGAGAAGCUGCCCUGGCUGAAUAACAAUAAACAACUGCAUUUGUUCACAAAUAUAAAGGUUAUAGUUCAUUAAAAAAAAAAAAU
Messenger RNA from Esox lucius (northern pike), 3536 nucleotides. RefSeq names its product integrin alpha-D. Gene Ontology annotation, biological process: cell-cell adhesion; integrin-mediated signaling pathway; cell-matrix adhesion. NCBI's taxonomy places the organism in Eukaryota, Metazoa, Chordata, Actinopteri, Esociformes, Esocidae. The coding region runs from base 60 to 3476 and encodes 1138 amino acids. Gene Ontology annotation, cellular component: external side of plasma membrane; integrin complex. The record is from RefSeq and is a predicted model, not a curated record. The transcript has 30 exons. Gene Ontology annotation, molecular function: integrin binding.